Molecule: messenger RNA, 477 nt
Organism: Cynara cardunculus var. scolymus (artichoke)
Lineage: Eukaryota; Viridiplantae; Streptophyta; Magnoliopsida; Asterales; Asteraceae
Exons: 1
Coding region: 1-477 (158 amino acids)
Source: RefSeq, a predicted model, not a curated record
AUGAAGCAGGUUGAUCGUGAAAUUGGGGAUAUGAUAUCAGCACUCACUCGUCGUCUUGCUCAUCUCCAAAAGAAGCCAAUGGACGGAGCCAACCAUAACCUACACCACCAAGAGGAGAUGGAGGAGGAGGAUGACCAUAGAGCCGGUGUUGGCAUCAUAACUAUGGCUGGAACCAACGAAGGAGCCACCAUGAGAGGUGAGAUGAUGAGCAUGGAUCAGGAUGAUAACUAUAAAUCUGCAGGUGUAAAACAAGACCAAUCAUCGCCAUUUACGACCUACCUCAACAACAACGUUCAGAGUGUCAACAACUCUAUCAUGGUGGGUGGUAGUUACUCCGCCAAUGAUCCAGGCAUCCAUUUGGAUGUUGACGACAAUUACCAAGGAGAGCCUACUAGGUAUGGGAACAAAAACAAGAAAAAAAACAAAAACAAUAAGGAGACUACUUCUGGAUCCUCUACAAGCGACCAUUCUAGCUAG